Messenger RNA from Cercopithifilaria johnstoni, 2082 nucleotides. The record is from the annotation of a GenBank genome assembly. NCBI's taxonomy places the organism in Eukaryota, Metazoa, Nematoda, Chromadorea, Rhabditida, Onchocercidae.
AUGCAUUGGUACGAUAGAGUAUAUGAAGCAUGCAAGCAUUCCAAUGGAUAUACUGCACCUGAAGCAUUUUAUGGAGUCGGAAAAAUUAUUUCAAGUGGAUGUGCACAACAACAUAAGACGUUUUCAUACGUCGAUUAUCGCUCGGGGAAAGACGUUCGAUUAUAUGGUAUUGUAAACCGACAUGCUUCUGGUGCAGACGCUGAUUUCCUAAUAAGUGAGAUUGUUGGCGACUUAUUGCCUUUCGAUCGUACAACUGAUCACAUAUUGAACAACAAUCCAAGUGACCGAGAUAUAUAUUGUUUGCUGGAAGAAGUAUUACGCAAGGUUUAUAGAACUGAUAUGAGUGGCAAUCCUACAUGCACAAGCUUAUAUCAUGGAAUUGGAUUAAGUGAAUCACUUGGAUUUUAUGAAAAAAAUGAGAACAAUAGCAUGGUAAAGAUGAACAAUCUACCAAAUGAAAAUUUUGUAAAUCCAACUAAUGGUGUAAAUCUACCAAACUCGAUAUUAAUGAAUCAACCAAUUAAUGAAACCGUAGCACAGAAGUUGAAUGUGAUGGAGUUUCUCAAUUUUUACAAGGAUAUCAUUGAACGAGUGGAUCAGGCAGCGGAUGAAGACGAGAAAAGAAAAUACAUAAAUUCGGCUGAUAUGAAUCAAAAUAAUCCAAAUGCUCCUCCAUUUAAUCAGUAUGACGGAUUCAUGCCACCAGAAGCACAGGUUCAAUAUUCUAAUCAAUUCUUUAAUCAGCAAUCUGGUCAGUAUCCUAAUCAAUUUCUUAAUCAGCAGUCUGUUCAAUAUCCUAAUCAAUACCCUAUGGAAAACCCUUACCCUUAUAUUGAACCGGCUUCAUAUAACAACCAAAUGUACAGAGCUCCUGCGCCAAUGUAUUCAUCAAAAAGAAGAGGUGGUACCAGGAACGUUAACAAGAAGUAUGCGGCUCGAAAUGCACCUUUAGUACCUAUUUCGAAAUCAACUGAAAAAUGGUGGACUGAAGAAGGUGAAUAUCUGACAGAUCGGAAUGAACAAUUGGAUUAUGGUUUGUCGGAUGAUAGAAUUCCUUCGGAGAAAAAACCAUUAACAUUCCAGCAAACUUCUAUGACAACUGCCAUAGAAGUUGCUCGCAGGGAUGAUGAUGAUGAAUUUCUCCAUGCCGCUGAAAAACCAGCUAUUGAUAUAGGCUAUAUAGAGAAUAGUGCUUACAAGGAAAGCGGUGAAGCAGCGAGCGUGAAAAGUGACGAUAAGAUUAGCAUGAUGUAUUCAACUCAUGGCGAAUCAGUUACUUCAUAUACCUCAGUUGCAGUUGUCUUUAUUUAUGGCGAUAAGAUGUUCGUUGGUAGUAUCGGUGAUUCGCGAAUUAUUCUGAUGCGCCAAAAAUGUCAUUAUUUGGAUGUGAUGUAUUUGAAUGAGCCACCACUUGCAUGGUAUCCUGUUGCUGCAACAAAAAAUCCAUGCAUAAAAGGUAGGCAUUACAUUCUAUUUCAAGAACCAGUCAUUCGUGGCGGAUUUCUGAUUAAUGAAUGUUCGAUCUUUCUUUUAAUGUUCAAUGAUGGUGUCAUUACAAACAUGUUAAAUUUGGAUGAGUUCUAUCGUACUUCCAAUGAAGUAAACCGAAGAACUGUUCAAAUGGUCAUUAAAAUUCUUGAGAAGUAUCCUACAGGAGAUGUUGCACAAAAAUUUGUAGCACAUAUCAAGCAUAGUUAUAAUCGCAAAUAUAAAUCAGCUACUGAAUACAUUGGUAUCAAACGAGAGAGCAUGUCAUUUCUGUUUGCUGAUCUCAGAGAACUUAUUCCAAAACUUCCCACCUUUGAUCAGCUUUUGAAGACUUAUCAACCAAAGCCGAAAUUUUUGGAAUCAAACGCACGAUCGAAUUCUAAAAAGGCAAAAAGUAAAAAUCCAUUGGAACCGGAUGUUGAAACAAUGAAGACUUAUUAUUCGUUGGAUAAAGUAUAUGAUAUGUUACAAGAAAUAUACGAUCGUGAGGAAAGGGAACAUCAAGCAGCAAUAAGGAAUGCUUCUAUGAUAAAUGAUAAUACGUGGGUGUUUCUAAGAACUGAUCUGAAUGAAAAGGGUGGAUAUUUUAAUUGA